This is a messenger RNA of Conger conger (European conger), 3141 nucleotides long. RefSeq names its product HECT domain containing 3 (gene hectd3). Bases 429 to 2996 code for a protein of 855 amino acids. Lineage: Eukaryota; Metazoa; Chordata; Actinopteri; Anguilliformes; Congridae. Gene Ontology annotation, molecular function: ubiquitin-protein transferase activity. The record is from RefSeq and is a predicted model, not a curated record. The transcript has 21 exons.
CUGUAACUACGGCAAUCAUCUUGAGGAGUGCAGUGCAUUAGCACAGCUAAUGCUAGCUAGCUUACUAGCUAGCAACCUUUGCUCAGUGGGGCGGAAGCUCAACUACCCGUUGAGUGUAGCAAUGCCAAGCAACACGGUCGGAAACCUAAAAAGGAAAACACAUCAGCAGAAGGUACACAGAGGCGGAUCUACCAUACGUAGUGAAACUGUGGUAACGAGCUGCCUUGUGCCGUGGUUACAAACACAGGAGAAUGUUCUAGCUUGAAACGUUUUGCUAGCUAUCGAUAGGUGUUUUUUUCUUGUUUGUUAAAUAGUGAAAAGGAGCUUACUGGCAAGGAAAAACAAAGGGAAACAAAGCCCAAAGUCUAAUGUCAGGUGACGGUGGCUCGACUCGGAUCCAUACACUGCUAAACUAGUCACUUUGAGAGAUGUCAGCAGGCGACAAUCCUCACGUUCUACUGGGGAGGAUUCGGUUUCUGAACGAGUGCAUUGACAGCUUCAGGAACAGCGAACCCCUCCCCGAGUCGCUUUGCUUCGUUCCGAGGGAAGUAUGCUACAAAAUCUGCAAAGACUCGUCGUCCAACUCGAAUGUCUCAUCUUCGUCAUCUGGUAACUCAUCAGUUGGGAAGACUCUGAUUUCGGUUUGGGAGAGCCCCUCUCAAGCACAGCAGAGUAAGAAACUAUGCAAAUUUAACAUCGAACCAAAGAAGGGGACAUGUAUCCGGACUACAGGGGAAGAAUAUUGCAACAGUUAUGGCCUUUGGGUCAAAAUAAAUAAGGAGCAGCUGGAGGAGCACAGGAGCGGGCUGGAGGUUGAGGAGGCCUGGAUCCUGGUCUGCAAGCACACGGAGGGGGGCGACCGCCUGGUGCCCGUCGAGUCCCCCGAAACCGUGAGCAGGCAGCAGCAGCUCUUCGGCUACGACCACAAGCCCUGCACCAGGUGGGAACAGGUGGUGGACGCGGUGUACGCCCUCCGGCUGGGCUCCCGGCCCAAGAUCGCCCUGUCAGACGAGGCUGCCGUCCAGAAACUCCGGUAUGUUCCCCCCACGUGGACGUUCGAGUGUGACGAGGACCUGGUCCAUUACUUCUACGACCACAUCGGGAAGGAGGACGAGAACCUGGGCAGCGUCAAGCAGUGCGUGAUGAGCAUCGACGUUUCGUCCUGGUCGGAGGACCCCAGCAGCGGCGCCAACUGUCUGACGGACGGGGACACGGACACGUACUGGGAGAGCGACGGCAUGCAGGGCCAGCACUGGAUCCGUCUGCACAUGAAGAAGGGCACCGUGGUCAAGAAGCUGAUUUUGACGGUGGACUCUACAGACGAUAACUACAUGCCCAAAAGAGUGACGGUGUUCGGGGGAGAAGGAGACAACCUCAAGAAACUCAGUGAUGUCAACAUAGAUGAGAAUCUGAUUGGGGAGAUAUGUGUCCUGGAGGACAUGACAUCGCACUUGCCGAUCAUCGAGGUCCGGAUAGAGGAGUGUCGAGACGAGGGGAUCGACGUGCGGAUCCGGGGGCUGAAGAUCAAGUCGUCCUGCGAGCGGGACCUGGGCCUGAACGCUGACAUGUUCCAGUCGCCCAACCUGGUGCGCUACCCCCGGCUGGAGGGCACCCAGCCCGACGUGCUGUACCGCCGGGCGCUCGUCAUCCAGAGGUUCAUCUCACUGUUGGACAGCCUGCUGCCUCACCUGGUGCCAGCCUGGGACUUCAGCCUGGGCACCUUCAGCCAGAUCAAACACAUGAAGCAGUUCCUGCUGCUGUCCAAGCGCCGCUCCGCCCUCAUCACCCAGUGCCUGAAGGACUCCGAGACCAGCAAACCCAACCUCAUGCCCCGGCUCUACAUCAACCGCCGCCUGGCCAUGGAGCACCGAGACAAUCCCUCGCUGGACCCCACCUCCAAGACCGCCGUCUUCUCCCAGGUGUAUGAAGGUCUAAAGCCAUCCGAUAAAUUUGAGAAAACAUUGGAUUACAGAUGGCCAGCGCGCUAUGACCAGUGGUGGGAGUGUAAAUUCAUAGCAGAGGGAAUCAUUGACCAAGGGGGCGGGUUUCGGGACAGCCUUGCUGACAUGUCUGAGGAGCUCUGCCCCAGCUCGGCCGAGUGUCCAGUGCCUUUACCGUUCUUCACCCGCACCUCCAACCAGGGUACAGGUGAGGCCAGGGAUUGCUAUGUGCCUAACCCCUCCUGCAGGGAGUUCCACAAAUUUGAGUGGAUCGGCCAGCUCAUGGGUGCCGCGCUCCGUGGAAAGGACUUCCUGGUCCUGGCUCUUCCUGGGAUCGUGUGGAAGCAGCUCACGGGAGAGGCCUUCAGCUGGAGCAAAGACUUCCCGGCCGUGGACUCUGUGCUGGUGAAGCUGCUGGAGGCCAUGGAGAACAUGGACGAGGAGACAUUUGAGUUUAAGUUUGGCCAGGAGCUGACCUACACCACCCUGCUGAGCGACGGUCAGCUGGUGGAGCUGGUCCCAGGCGGCGGCAGCACCGUGGUCAAAUACGAGGACCGCAAGGAGUUCCUCCGACUGGUGCGGAAGGCCAGGCUGGAGGAGAGCCGGGAGCAGAUUGUAGCCAUGCAGGCCGGUCUGGUGAAGGUGGUGCCUCAAGCUGUCCUGGAUCUCCUGACCUGGCAGGAGCUGGAGAAGAAAGUGUGCGGUGACCCAGAGAUCACUGUAGAAGCCCUUAAACGCCUCACGCGGUAUGAGGACUUGGAGCAGACAGACACUCGAGUGCAAUACUUGUGGGAAGCCUUGACCAACUUCACUAACGAGGACCGCAGCAGAUUCCUGAGAUUUGUGACUGGGAGAAGCCGUCUUCCUGCACCCAUCUAUAUUUUUCCAGAUAAACAAGGAUCUGAGACAACAGAUGCACUUCCACAAUCGUCCACCUGCUCGAGCACCCUCUAUCUACCAAACUAUCCCAGUGCGAAAGUGUGUGAGGAGAAGCUGCGGUAUGCUGCAUAUAACUGCGUGGCGAUCGACACAGACAUGAGUCCCUGGGAAGAGUGAUACAGCGCAUACCCUCCCUCCACCCUGCAACAGUCCUGCUCACCUUGAUUUUAUAUACACUAGCUGUUGCUAACACUGUUCAUAUCACCAUAUCUACCCAAAUGCCAUUCACAGCUGUACAUAAUAAACAGAAAAUUGUGAAAAA